ACAAUCGGAAUAUCCUUAACAAGAUCGGUAGUCUCGUUGGUCGAGUGGCCAAAAUCAACUUUCAUAACGGAACCAGUAACAUGCGGAGGUUCGCCAGAGUGGCAGUCUAUGUAGAUCUUACCAAACCCUUGAUCUCGAAACUCGAAAGUUUACGUCGGAGAUAAGCUUCAAGUGGUGGAGCAUGAAAACCUACCCCUUAUCUGUUUCUCCUGUGGGCGGUUUGGACAUAUGAAAGAAGCCUGCAAUGGCAUCACUAACACCCAGAGCACUCUGUCGAUUACACCGGAAGCUAACUCAGGUAUUCCCCAAUCUGUCGUUACCCCUCAAUAUGAUCAACCUGGUUUACCCUCUGUGCAGGUAAACAACAAUGCCUCAGAGACACCAGAAGAAUUAGCGUACGGACCAUGGAUGGUCGUAGAAAAACGAUGAAGGCGACAACAUCAAGCUCCGACCAAGGCAAUGACCCAAUAUGAAACACAAAAGGAAACUAGAUCAAGAUUUUCAAUUCUUGAUUCUGCGACCCACAAGAAUGGGAAGCAACUCGUCAAUCAAGGAAAUGAAAUGGGAGCGAAUAAUAUCACCGAUUCUCCUUCUGAAAUCCCCCUGACGGAAUCUGGUCUUAGUGAUCACCAGAUUAUUUCCAAAGGAAUCAACCAGAAUAAAGGGAAUCCAAAAUCAGCAUAAAGCUGGAAAUCAAGAAUGUAAUCCCCACCGUCAAACAAUAAGCCAUAAUACCCAUGUGACCACCUUGAAGAAUCCACUAAAGGGGUGGACCCCACAUCUUCAACUGCUUAGUCUAUUAGCAAUAAUACUUUGGUGGGUUCCCACGACAACACCCAGCUGCAUGGAGAAAAUGGGAUUAAUCCCGUGCACGUCAACAUGUGUCCUCAAGAAGGCAACGACCCCAACCAAACUGAAGUGAUUAGUCUAAAUGGAGCGAGAUUCCAAUCGAACAACAAUCCCAUUUUUGACAAUUCCCUAGGGCUUGAAGGGAAACGGGUCAUGUCCUUGCUUGAUCCUAGUCUCCUUAGCGUCCUUACUUUUGUGCCAACUUCCAAUCAAGAAAGUUUACCAAACCCAAGCAAACCCUCCUCCAGUGUUCGGAAGUUGGUUGACACAAGAGGGAGAGGCGCCUCGUAUGUUAUCUAAUCCAAAGGUUCAAAGGCCAAGGGUUCCAAAACGGGCAGUCUUCCCAUCCAGGAAGCCAUGAGUGGCAUUAUUCAGAAUAUCCAAAACCAGAGUCAAGUCCAAAACAAGGAGGAAAAUAACAGCACCAAGGCUAUGAGCAUUGGCCAGUAAAGGUAUCUCUUACUCUAUUUUAUGGAUUUUAAAUUAAUAACGUGGAAUUGUCAGGGCUGUGGCGGACCUAGAUUCCCGAAGAUUCUAGGUCCCGAAGAUUCUUAAAGAGUAUACGCUUGAACACAAACCGCACAUAGUGGCUCUUCUUGAAGCCCGCAUAAGCGGAGGUAAAGCUGAUCGAGUUAUUAGCAAAAUGGGAUUCAGCAACUCCCUCAGAGUGGAAGAAGCUGGGUUCUCAGGAGGGAUAUGGCUCCUUUGGAAUGAUCCCAUUUCAUUUACCUUGCUUGCUGCCCACCCGCAGUUCAUAACCACAAAAGUUUCGCUCCCCAACACUUCUAAGCAUAUUUUUGUCACUAUAGUCUAUGGUCAUCCGGAUAAAAAGAAAUGUCAAGCCCUUUGGAGGGAUUUACAUGCUUCCCGAACUCCAAGUGGUGAGGCGUGGAUCAUUGCCGGUGAUUUUAAUGCAAUCUUGUCUAGCGAUGAGAAAAGAGGAGGAUCGAGAAAAUACGUUGGCUGCAAGUAUUUCUUGGAGUUUCUAGAACAGCUCAAUUUUACGGACCUGAAGUUUAAAGGGCCGCAAUUCACUAGGUCGCCUGGAAGGGAUUUCUGAACGGCUGGAUAGAAUGGUUGUUAAUGCCAAAUGGAUGGACCUUGCUCCCAUGUCCGUGGUUUAUCAUUUGACUCGAUUAAAAUCUGAUCGCAGGCCAUUAUUACUCCACUCUGCAGGCUCGCCUUCUAUCCAACGUCCAAGACUGUUCCGGUUCCUGGCCGGUUGGACCCUACACCCCCAAUUCAACAAGGCUGUCAAUGAUAAUUGGAGCUUUCAAGUUUUAGACAACGGUGGCAAUGGCUACCUUAUUGACAAGGAGCUUCAAAUCCGCACGUGCUUGGAAGAGAUCCUGGACCACGAAGAGUUGUUAUGGUACCAAAAAUCCAGAAGUGAGUGGAUUCAAGAUGGUGACCGCAAUACCAAAUUCUUCCACAGUAGAACUCUCGCUAGACGUCAAUCUGAUCGCAUCCAAGCACUCAAGAUUCAAUCCAACGAGUGGUGCUAUGAUGACGAAAUUCUGCAUACGGAAGCCAAAUCCUUCUUCGCUGGUCUUUAUCGGGACGAUGGUGGGCGAUCAGGUAAAUUUCCUAUAAGAGGAAUCUUUCCUAGCUUAUCUAAUGAAGAUAUUCAACGGCUUGAUGCAGUGGUUACUAAUGAGGAGACCAAAAGGGCCUAAUUUGAUAUGAGUCCGCUCAAAUCCCUCGGAAUAGAUGGAAUCCACGCACUAUUCUUCCAGAAUCAAUGGGACACAGUUGGUAACUCUGUCUGUACUUGGGUCAAAGGUAUUUUCAAUGGGAAUAAGAUUGAGUCGGAGCUUAAUAAAACACUUAUUAUGCUCAUUCCUAAAGCUGAUAAGCAGAAAUCCUUUACUGAGUUCCGACCAAUCAGUCCUUGUAUUGUCCUGUAUAAGUUUAUUAUGAAGAUUAUUGCUAAUAGAUUCAGAGCGAUCUUUCUUAAAAUCAUCGCUCCGAACCAGUCAAGCUUUAUUGCAAGAAGAAACAUUACGGACAACAUCGUAAUAGCUCAAGAGGUGAUCCACUCGAUGAGACCGAAAAAAGGAAAAUGGAUGACUAUUAAAGUCGAUCAGGAGAAAGCCUAUGACCCGGGAUGGCUGGGACUUUCUUUCAAACUCUCAAGGAUAUGGGUUUCCGGCAAACAUCCGUUCUAUCAUUAUGGAUUCCAUUACCACUUCAACCAUACAGAUUCUCUGGAACGGAUCUCCUGAAGAAUAAUUUAAACCGACAAGAAGAAUCCUCUAGGAAUGUCCCCUCUCCCCGUAUAUUUGUUAGGAAAUAAACCA
This is a messenger RNA of Hibiscus syriacus, 3149 nucleotides long. RefSeq lists its product as uncharacterized. The transcript is spliced from 2 exons. The record is from RefSeq and is a predicted model, not a curated record. Bases 1923 to 2525 code for a protein of 200 amino acids. NCBI's taxonomy places the organism in Eukaryota, Viridiplantae, Streptophyta, Magnoliopsida, Malvales, Malvaceae.